Molecule: messenger RNA, 210 nt
Organism: Miscanthus lutarioriparius
Lineage: Eukaryota; Viridiplantae; Streptophyta; Magnoliopsida; Poales; Poaceae
Source: the annotation of a GenBank genome assembly
AUGGGAAUUGGAUGGCAUCGAAGUGAGAUCGGCCGGCCGGUGCUGUUCUCGCUGGCAGUGGACGGCGAGGCCGGCGUGCGGAAGGUGCUGCAGAUGCUGAGGGACGAGCUGGAGCUCACCAUGGCGCUCAGCGGCUGCACGUCGCUGAGGGAGAUCACCCGCGCCCACGUCAUCACUGACAGCGACAGGAUCGGCCGCUCGCGGCUGUAG